This is a messenger RNA of Macadamia integrifolia, 1077 nucleotides long. RefSeq names its product E3 ubiquitin-protein ligase ATL41-like. The transcript has a single exon. Bases 118 to 852 code for a protein of 244 amino acids. The record is from RefSeq and is a predicted model, not a curated record. Lineage: Eukaryota; Viridiplantae; Streptophyta; Magnoliopsida; Proteales; Proteaceae.
UAUAUUUCCUUUCUCUUACAAGCCACACAGCAGCCACAAAAAUCAAUACCUCAAAGCAGCUAAGGCUAUACCAACCAACCCAUCAUCCCCCUAAGCCCUUGCUUCUUCAUUCUUUUCAUGGGAGAUCAACAGAAUGAACACUUCUUUAUGAGAAGACAUGAUGGAGUCGACGAUGGAUACAACUUCGAUAGCAGAAUUCUGUACAUGGCCGUCACUUCCUUGUUGAUCGUAAUUGUGUUCGUCUUCAUUCUCCACAUCUACGCAAGGUGUAUCCUUGCACGCGAGGGUAGGCGCCGGAGGGGAACCCGUCAUCUAAGAAUGGGAGCAUCAGAAGCUGUUCGAGUCCAUUCAUGUGAGCCACCCAAGACAGGACUAGACCCUUCUGUGAUAGCUUCAAUAGCCGUUUUUGCCUACAAAAAACCCGAACAGAUUGAGGAAACCAACACCACGGAGUGCACAAUUUGCUUGAGCAUUAUGGAAGAUGGAGAGAUGGUGAAACUUCUACCCAACUGUAAGCACUUGUUUCAUGUAGAGUGUAUUGAUAUGUGGUUGAGCUGCCACUCUACUUGCCCUAUUUGCCGCAAAGGGGCUGAACCCCAAGCCCAAGCCCAAGCCCAAGCCCAAGUCCAUGCAUCAUCCCUACAGACCCAAGAGAUGGAGGAUGGUGUGCCUGCAGCAACGGCUCCACCGUUGGAUUCAUUGAACAUCACAAUGCCGACAUUGGAGGGUACAUCGGACGGUGCUUGUCACUCUUCCAAGGUUGGUGUAUCAUUUUCACCAAUGAGUUCUUUCAAGAGGAUGCUUAGUAGGGACAGAGCAGAGAGGAGAAUGGAGGAUUUAGAGAGGCAAUAAUGUGAGAUUGAUACAUAUUUUUAGCUUCUAUAUACAUGUGUUUGUAUAUCUUCAAAUUGAUGAUACCAUAAUUAAAGAAGUCAUAUAUGAGAUUACAUUUGUUUUUUAUAUUAUAGUUGGGAUGGAUGUAUAUGGAUAAUUGAACUUUCGAUUGAUUUGUUGUAAAAUAUAGGGAUAUUUCCCUAAGAUUCUCAGUUUUGAAGGAGUUUUGAUGUGAUAUUUCAA